CUACUGCCCCGCCCCUUCCCCCGUCUCCGCGGAAACGGGGGCGUCCAGGUAGUGAUGUCGUGGAAGAGGAACUACUUUGCGUCGGGUGGCGGAGCAGUAGGCGGGGUGCAGGGGCUGGUGAACCCGAGAACCAUGACCUCCAUCGCACCCAGCAAAGGCCCUGAGCACGAACCAGGACAGAACAGUUGUUUCCUGAACAGCGCUCUGCAGGUUUUGUGGCAUCUCGACAUCUUCCGCAGAAGCUUUCGACAGCUGACCACACACAAAUGCAUGGAGGACUCGUGUAUCUUCUGCGCUCUGAAGAGUAUCUUUGCCCAGUUCCAGUUCAGCAGUGAGCGGGUGCUGCCGUCCGAUGCACUGCGCAGCGCUCUGGCCAAGACUUUCCAAGACGAGCAGCGUUUCCAGCUCGGCAUCAUGGACGACGCUGCAGAGUGCUUUGAAAACCUCCUGAUGCGGAUCCACUUCCACAUCAGUGCGGAAAGUCGGGAAGACAUCUGCACGGCCAAACACUGUAUACCCCACCAGAAGUUCGCCAUGACUCUGUUCGAACAGUGUGUGUGUAACAGCUGUGGAGCCACAUCAGACCCCUUGCCCUUCAUUCAGAUGGUUCAUUACAUCUCCACUACAUCCCUCUGUAACCAGGCAGUGAGGAUGCUGGAGUGCAGAGAGAAACCCACACCGGACAUGUUUGGAGAGCUACUCCGCAACGCCAGCAACAUGGGAGACCUGAGGAACUGCCCUAGUAAUUGCGGGGAGGUGUUGCGUAUCCGCCGGGUGCUGAUGAACUCUCCGGAGAUCGUGUCCAUCGGCCUGGUGUGGGAUUCGGACCAUUCAGACCUGGCAGAGGACGUCAUCCACAGCCUGGGAACCUGCCUUCGUCUGGGAGAUUUGUUCUACCGUGUGACAGAGGAGAGAGCUCGCCAGGCGGAGCUCUACUUGGUGGGCAUGGUGUGCUACUACGGCAAGCACUACUCCACCUUCUUCUUCCAGACCAAGAUACGCAAGUGGAUGUACUUCGACGACGCCCACGUCAAAGAGAUUGGCCCUAAGUGGAAGGACGUGGUGUCUCGCUGUAUCAAAGGCCACUAUCAGCCCCUGCUGCUGCUCUACGCUGACCCCCGUGGGACGCCGGUGAUACUGCAGGACAGCCCCAACCCCUGUUCCAGCUCCAACCCGCAGCUGGAGCUCCAGCACUGCAGCAGCAAGGCUGGCUACGACAGCGAAGACUCCGGUCGGGAGCCGUCCAUAUCCAGCGAUACCCGCACCGACUCUUCGACAGACAGCUCCAGCCACCGCACCUCCCGCAGCCGCUCACUCCACCAGUCCACGGGAAGCCACCUGUCCAGCGAAUCGCAGACCACGGUGGUCUGUAAUUACGACAUCAGCACACCGCCGCACGGUGCUGACGUUGGAGAGUCAGCGGUGGAGGGUCCUCCCCGUCCUCCCUCUCCUCCUCUGCCGGAGUACAAGGAGACGGCCGUCUUCCUCCUCUCCUCCCGCCGGCCUCUUACCUCCUCCUCUUCCUCGUCGCGCCCCCUGUCCUCGUCUUCGUCGUCAGGGGUCGGAGGCUGCGAGGGAGGGGCCGGGGGGCCUCACUGGGAGGAUGAGAGCACCAGCAGCGAGAGCAAGUCCAGUUCUUCUGGAGGACGCUACAGGCCAACCUGGAGGCCCCGGAGGGAAGCCCUGAACAUAGACAGCAUCUUCACCCGCCAGAGAGGCUCGUCUCUGGGCUACAACACCUUGCCCGGCCCUCCCGUCCCUCCGGAGCCCCAGGACUCCUUCCCUUUGGCCGGACCCGCCCCGCCCGCACAGCAGGGGCCGCAGGAGUUGGAAGGGAGGGAGGUCGGGGAGCCGGAGGCGGGGUUUGGGCUGGUCGGGCAGCCCAGAUCUGUAGGGGGCGGUGGGCGGACGAUGGGUCCCCCUGCCCCUCCGCCUCUGAGAGGGGUGGAGCACCAGCCACGUCUGAUUCAGAGGAUGGAGAGUGGCUACGAGAGCAGUGAGAGAAACAGCAGUAGCCCCGACAGGGAGGUGGGACAACAAAAACGGGUGCUGAUGUCAGGACCUUCAUGGCGCUCGGUGCCCAAGUCAAAGAGCAGCGGUGCCAUCCUACAGGAGCUGCCCUCGCCCAGCUGGGGAGGGGGCACCAACACAGGCUCAGGGCGCAGUGAGCUGGACGAGCUUCAGGAGGAGGUGGCGAGGAGAGCCCGCCAGCAGGAGCAGCAGAAGCGCAGGGAGGCAGAGCGGGAGGCGGCCAUGGGAUUUAACCCUAAACCCAGCAAAUUCAUGGACCUGGACCAGCUCCAGCACCAGGCUGUGCUCAGACCCCUGCAUGAGGCUAACGCUCAUAGCGGAUUGGCUGUAGCUGCGUGCAUGAGGAGCACUGGGGGCCCAAUCAAACGCAGGCAGGAACAGGAAAUGGAGCGGGACACAGGAAGCGCCCGCCCACAGGGGCCUCGCAGUGAACAGCCUGGCCCGGUCCAAGUACUGCUGACGCCCAAUCAGGAGGAGGAAGAGGACCAGGCCACGCCCACCCAGGACGCCGCCCUGGGCCCGGGCCCGGGCCCGGGCCCAGACCCGGACCCGCCCCCUCCGCCCUACCGGCCCGCUCCCCCCCGACCGCCGCUCACCCUCAGCAUCGCCCACCCCUGUGCCCCGUCGGCAAGCCCGACGGAGGCGGAGGAGGUCGGGUGGGGGGUGGAGGGGGAGGGCGGUCUGGGGGCGUCAGGGGUGAGGCUGUGUGAGCUGCUGCAGGCAGGGGGGGUGAGCGUCAGACCCCUGGGGAAGCACUUAGCCAUCUCCCUGCCCUCGCUUCCUCUGCGUCUCUGGGAUACACCACACACCGCACAUGCCGCACACCUCGAACCCACGCACACACGCCCCCCUCCCCCCCCUCCGCCGCCGCUGCCCUCCACCCCUCCCCUGUCGUCCCCCCUGGAGAGGAAGCCGGCCCCAGCCCCGGCCCCCGUGUGGCAGCCCCCGCCCGGGCCGGAUUCCCCCGUUGACGCCGCCGCUCAGCAUCGGCCGCGCUACAGCACGCGCCACUGGUCGUCAUGGAGUCUGGACCGGCCCGACGCCGUGGUGACGCCGUACGACACGCCCCCAGACCGCUGCGUUCCCAUCAGGCCGCAGCCGCCCACACACACAUACAGCUACAGCUGUCAGUCCUCUCCUGGGCACUGCAGCUCCCAGCAUGCCCCUGGGCAACGCAGCGGGUCAUGGUGUGAGCGUGAGGAGGCGGAGCUUACGGAGCUGGACUCACUGUACCAGGCCAGUCUGUUGGCAGGAAAAACAGGCUGCAGUCCAUCUGAGAGGCUCAUCUCCAGGGUGGGGGGACAGUUCCGUUCGAAGACCCCCAACGCAGACAUGGAGAGGAGUGUGUACGGGGCCGACUGCACCAGCAGCCCCACCUACCUCAGCCAGCCGAUGCUGUUGCGGGAUCAGCGUUUGGGGGCGGAGCCUGGCGACGCGGAGAGCCUUCGGCGAAUCGGACGCAGCCUGAGCGGGACGAUGGUGGCGUCUCGCCGCGGCCGGCUGACGGCCACGCGCAGCCUGGAGCUGUCGGGCGGCGCUGGGAGUUUCUGGCUUUGUCUGACGGGGGUCAAGCUGUCGUCCGACCAGAGCCCCGCCCUUUUCCACUAGCGCCGCUGCGGUUGGUCGACCACCUUCGCCUUGACAGACCUGGAAUUGGCUCAGGAGGAUCAACUCAGCUCCCGCCCUUCCUCCUCCUCUUCCUCCUCCUCUUCCUCCUUUUUAGCCCUUAAAAUGACAUGCACACGCCAACACAUGCACGCACACAUGCACAUCUGCACUGACGUAGAGCCUCCCUCGGCGCCUGCAGCACCCCGCUUAGCCCCUCCUUUGCCUUCGCCCCGCCCCCUUUGACCUUCUACUCUGUCUAUGCAGUCACUCUGAACCCCAACUACAACCUCAGCCCCGCCCCCCCACCCCCCAGGACUGUUGUUUCUCAUCUCCCCCUGGGUUUUUGCCUGCGUCGUCGGCCCGGCCUUGGCAGGAAACGCCGCUUUUUGAAGCGACGUUCGCCACCAUUUCGUCUUCUUCAUUUUUAUUUAUUUAUUUUUUUGGUUCUUUUUGCCGGGCCUGAUUUGGGACCUGACUCCGCCCACACAGGAUCCUCAGCUCAGGGGGAGGCUCUUAACAAGUAGCCACGCCUCUUCCUCUUUCUUCACGGGCAUUUCCUAUUGGACGCACACGUAGCCGAACUGGGUCUGUUUCAGAUGGACAGCCAUAUUUUUUCUGAUUUUGCUUUUGUCGGUUUUAUUUUUUUAUUUUAUUUUUUUUUCCUGUGUGCGCACACAGUAAAACCCGCCCGAGACUGAACUCUAAUAACUAAAAAGUCAUGUACAGAAAAACUCAUGUAUGAAACCUGUAUGUUAAUUAAUAAGACCUUAUGGAAUGUUGAUAAUGAUAAUUACUGAAUAUUGAUAAACUUAAAGUGGUACUUCCUCAUGUCUGCAUUUCAAUAGGAGUGGAGUGCACUUCACAAGUGUCUAGCUGGAGUCCCCGCCCCCCAAAAAAACGCUCGCCGACCUAAUGACAGCUCUCCCGUUUCUACCGGGAGAUUAAACAAAGACAAGCGCUUCCUUUUUCUCUGCCUCUUUCCUUUUGUCUUUGCUUUGUUUCCUUCUUUCUUUGCACCAGAAAUGGGCCAGAACGAGGGGAAUGUAGGUUAGUAAACCCACCUCUAGGCUUUUAUCAAUGAGACCACUCAGAAGUGCACUUUACGAAGGCUAUUAGACUGAGAAGUGCUCUUCGAAGGAGCCGGAAAACACGAGAAAAAAAAAAAAAGGAAAGAAAAGAAAAGAAAAGUGGACGGCGUUCGUUUGUUUGUUUUACUCGAGGCCUCAGGUGAACUUCACUUUAUUUUUUUCCUCCCUCCUUCCACUUCAAACCUCGGACGUGAACGGACAACGCUCAUCUUCAGCCUGAGACGGAGAAAUGUCUACUACGAACAUGCUUUCUAUGAUAUAUAUAUGUAUUAGAGGUAUAUUUUCAGCCAGUGAGCUAUCUACUUCACAGAGAUGUCAGUGAUUAACGCCCCCUUUUACUGAGUAGCAGUCUGACAUGUAGAUGACAUUUAUUAUUCUACGCUUUAUUCUAUUCAAUAACGGCGUCCUCGUUGUAGAAAAGCGGCCGACGCGAAGGUACCGAAGGAUUUAACGAUCGUUGUAACUAAACCAAAGGUUGGCACUUAACUCAGAGAGCGUAUUUAUUAUUAACGAUGCUGUUUGUGUGGUUUUUUUUGUUUGUUUUUUUGUUUUCGUUCUGACUUUUCCGUUCGUUUCCUUUCGGGUUCUGGAAGUGGGAGAAUGUAGCCAAUUGUAGCGCAUGAGUCCGCUAUGCAAAUCAAUCCCCCCCCCCCCCCAGUCAGGAGGCAGACACAAGCCCCGCCCCACCUUGCCCCUCCUCCCCAGACCCCGCCCCCUCCCCCCCGGCCUCUGACCUCUGACCUCCGACCCCUCCCCCAACGGGCGCUCUCUCUCUCUCUCCUGGACUCGGUCAGAGAUGCCGGAGAGGUGGAGGAGAUCUCACGUUAAUGCUGCUGGUGAACUUCGUUGUUCUGCAUCUACUGCUACGUUUUAUCGAACGCAGAAAGAGAGCGACGAGGACGGACGGACGAACGGCGACGACGAGCGCGAAUGAAUGUAAACUCUGCGACGGUUUGCGACAGAUGGUCCGAGGGUUUAACUCCGGCUGAGAGUUCAAUGUUUGUGGGUUUGUGUCAGUUCUGGGCUUGGUGUUGCUCGGGGAAAGAGGGAACCUGUAUUUUUGCAAUAAAGUUAUUACCAAUGCACUCCUACAGGGGGCGUAACCACCGGAAA
This is a messenger RNA of Sphaeramia orbicularis (orbiculate cardinalfish), 5840 nucleotides long. RefSeq names its product ubiquitin specific peptidase 54b (gene usp54b). Gene Ontology annotation, biological process: protein deubiquitination. The record is from RefSeq and is a predicted model, not a curated record. The transcript is spliced from 19 exons. Bases 55 to 3639 code for a protein of 1194 amino acids. NCBI's taxonomy places the organism in Eukaryota, Metazoa, Chordata, Actinopteri, Kurtiformes, Apogonidae. Gene Ontology annotation, molecular function: cysteine-type deubiquitinase activity.